Limanda limanda (common dab) is the source of this 1150-nucleotide messenger RNA. RefSeq lists its product as uncharacterized. The transcript has 7 exons. Gene Ontology annotation, molecular function: dioxygenase activity. NCBI's taxonomy places the organism in Eukaryota, Metazoa, Chordata, Actinopteri, Pleuronectiformes, Pleuronectidae. The coding region runs from base 101 to 1030 and encodes 309 amino acids. The record is from RefSeq and is a predicted model, not a curated record.
CAUACGGUAGGAAGGUAGUAACCAACUUUUGUGAGUCUCAAAGUAUUUCUCAGUUGGGUUUCAACCGCUUGCAGAGAACGUUACGCGUAGUUUGUGGAAAAUGAGUAUUCCCGUAGUGGAUUUCGGUGCGUGCGGCCUGGAUGAGCGAGGGGAUCAGAACGAGCAGCUGCAGGGUUUGGCCGAAGAGCUGAAAGCUGCUUUUACAGAUGUUGGUUUUGUCUUCCUGAGGAACACCGGGAUCACGGACGAGGAGGUGCAACGAGUUAUGCGCGUUUCCAGGGAUUUCUUCUUGCAGCCGGAUGAGGUGAAGCGGCCUUUCAGCAGGAAAACCUUCGCCAACAAUCCCAACCACGGCUGGGUGUCUCUGGAGGCUGAGAGGUUGAAUCCACGUCGACCUGGGGACCUGAAGGAGGCAUUCAAUACAGCCUCACUCCACCCUGACAUAAAAUGGCCAGACGCUGUGACGGACUUCCAGGAGAUCAAGACAUCUUUCUUCCAGCGCUGCAAGGAGCUGAGCCUGCGGGUGAUGAGGGUGAUGGCUCACGGCCUAGGUCUGGACCAAGAGGUGUUCCUGGGCGCACACAGCUUAAUAGGAACUGAUGAGAACGGCACGACGCUGCGGUCUCUGUACUACCCACCAGUGAACAGUGAGAAAGCCAAGGAGGGUCAGCUGCGGUGUGGAGAGCAUUCUGACUACGGCACCAUCACACUGUUGUUUCAGAGCUCUGAGGGUCUGCAGGUCCGUAAACGUUCAGGGGAAUUCAUCUGUGCUCCCUGUGUCCCUGGAGCCGUCCUCGUCAACAUCGCUGACCUAAUGCAGCGCUGGACCAGCGACCAGUUCGUCUCUGUGCUCCACCGAGUUUUACUGCCCCCUGCUGGAGACUCCAGCACACGUCAGUCCCUGGCUUUCUUCGUCCAGCCUGACGAUGAGGCUGUGAUCUCCUGCUGCGACGGUUCCAACAAAUAUCCUCCAGUUCAGUCAGGAGAAUACCUCAGUGAGCGUUUCAAUAACUCGUAUGGGCGAAGCUAAACCUCCCUCCAUGAGUUCUGUGUUUUUAAAUCAAGUGGUAGGAAGUAACAUUUAAUAAUGUGGAAUAUUUCACCUCGCAUCCCAUGUUUCUACAUUUCUGCUGGUGUGUGUGUGUGUGUG